AUGGCUGGUGACAAUGGUUCCCAAGGCCCCGUGGUCUUGGGCAUAUGUCUGGCAUUUGCCAUCUUGACCUUCAUUGUUUUGUGUCUUCGUCUUUUCUCGCGUGUUUAUGUCUUGCGUAAAAUGGGCAUGGAUGACUACCUGAUUAUUGCCGCUUGUUUGUUCUCGUGGGCAUUCAUUGCUGUCACAAUUAUCGCGGUGAAGUAUGGGCUUGGCAGUCACCAAAAGGAUGUUGAUCUGGACAAGAUGGACGACUAUGGCUUUGUAAGAAUGAGAAUCCUGGAAUUUCACAUCGUGAUAUCUCUAACUUCUUUCCAGGUCGUCUGGCUCAGCUCCAUGUUCUACCUUGCCACUCUUGGAUUUAUCAAAACGUCCGUUCUAUGGUUCUAUACUCGCCUCGGAGAUCGCUACCUCACUCGUCUAUCCUGGAUGAUGAUGGUCGUUAUUGCAACGCAGGCCACUUCGUUUGUUCUCGUGGCGGCGUUCCAAUGCCAGCCUAUUGAUGAGGCCUGGCUAGCUAGUGGGAAAGGGAAAUGUGUCGAUAUCAAUGUUUUCUAUCUCUGCAACGCAGCUCUGAACAUCGUCACUGAUGUCUUGACGUAUACCUUACCCAUCAAGGUGAUAUUCGGGCUUCAGAUGCCCCAAAAGCAAAAGAUCGUUCUAGGCUUUAUCCUCUGUCUUGGUCUUUUCGCUUGUAUCUCCUCGAUCAUCCGAAUUACCUACAUCCCUACCAUGCUUACCUCAGAGGAUGCUACUUAUGCCAUCAGCGGCGCCAUGUACUGGUCUGUCAUCGAAACCAACGUCGGCAUCUUCGCCGCCUCGAUUCCAUCAUUCAAGGCAAUUGCCUCGCGCUUCCUGCCCCGCUUCAUUGGCGAAUACAGCAGUGGAAAGAAAUACACCUGGACAGGAGAUACCACAGCCAAGCGGUAUGGGUCUGGAUUCAAUAAGGCCACAGAUCCUAACAACAUCACCAUGAUCACAAUGAAUGGCAGGGAAGAGGCUACCAUGGGUACCAAUAUUGGUGCGAAUAGCAAUUCCAGCAAGGAACGCAUUAUCCCGCACGGCAAGAUCUUCACGCACACGGAGAUCGAGACUACAGUCGAAACACAUGAUUUUACAACCCGUGCAUCGUCAUCACUCGAGCAGGCUCCUCGAUGA
Molecule: messenger RNA, 1155 nt
Organism: Penicillium paradoxum
Lineage: Eukaryota; Fungi; Ascomycota; Eurotiomycetes; Eurotiales; Aspergillaceae
Product: putative integral membrane protein Pth11-like
Exons: 5
Coding region: 1-1155 (384 amino acids)
Source: RefSeq, a predicted model, not a curated record